Molecule: messenger RNA, 1683 nt
Organism: Salmo salar (Atlantic salmon)
Lineage: Eukaryota; Metazoa; Chordata; Actinopteri; Salmoniformes; Salmonidae
Source: RefSeq, a predicted model, not a curated record
CCCCACGGAAGAAGAAGAAGAAGAAGAAGAAGAAGAACGACGACGACGACCCACUACUGUGCUGUCAAAAGGAUAACCGUUGUGUCCGUUUCAAAUGUAUUACUACAGGCCGACUCCGAUUAAGUCUGAGGCCAGUAACAUCAACAGUGAGGACAAACCCAGCCUGCCUCUCUCCUUCCACACUGAGUCCAAACCUACAGUCACUGGGUCCUGAUUGUGACAGUGGAGCCCAGUUUGCACUGCAGGAUCCAGAGAUGGCAUCAGUGAAGCUGGAAGACUGCAGUCAAACACUGGAGCUGAAUGUCAACAUUAAAGAUGAAGAAGAGGAGGAGGAGAUCGGGAAAUCUGUUUGUGAUGGGGACCAUGUUGAGACUUUCUCUACAUCCAGAGAGCAACAGCAGGAAGAUCACAGAGCUAAGAGGUCUCACCACUGCCCACAUUGUGAGGAGAUUUUCCCGUUUCUAUCAGGGCUAAAAAUACACCUAAAAAUACACACAGGAGAUAAUCCUUAUUCCCGCACUGACUGUGGGAAGAGAUUCACAACAUCACAUUCUCUGACAGAUCAUCAGAGUGUGCACUCUGGAGAAAAGCCUUUCUCCUGCUCUGACUGUGGGAAGAGUUUCUCUCGACUGAGCCAUUUAAAAAGACACCAAAGUAUACAUAAAGGAGAGAAGCCUUACUCCUGUUCUGACUGUGGUGAGAGUUUCGCUCAACUGGGGACUUUAAAAAAACACCAACGUAUUCACACAGGAGAGAAGCCUUACUUCUGUUCUGACUGUGGGAAGAAUUUCUCCCGAUUGGAUACCUUAAAAACACAUGAACGUAUACAUACAGGAGAGAAGCUUUACUCCUGCUCUCAUUGUGGAAAAUGCUUCACAACAUCAACUGAGCUAAAAGUUCAUCAGAGAACACACACAGGAGAGAAGCCUUACUCCUGCUCUGACUGUGGGGUGAGUUUCUCUCGACUGGGCCACUUAAAAACUCAUGAAAGUAUACAUACAGGAGAGAAGCCUUACUACUGCUCUGACUGUGUGAAAUUCUUCACAACAUCAACUGAGCUAAAAGUUCAUCAGAGAACACACACAGGAGAGAAGCCUUACUCCUGCUCUGAUUGCGGGGCGAGUUUCUCGCAACUGGGCAACUUAAAAACACAUGAACGUAUACAUACAGGAGAGAAGCCUUAUUACUGCUCUGACUGUAGAAAAUGUUUUAAAACAUCAACUGGGCUAAAAGUUCAUCAGAGAACACACACAGGAGAGAAGCCUUACACCUGCUCUCACUGUGGUGUGAGUUUCUCUCGACUGGGACACUUAAAAACACAUGAACGUAUACAUACAAGAGAGAAGCCUUAAACAUGCUCUUGACUGUGGGGCAAGUUUCUUUCGACUGGGCAACUUAAAAACACUUGAACGUAUACACACAGGAGAGAAUACUAGGGCUGUGGCGGCCAUGACAUUGUGUCAGCCGGUGAUUGUCAUAUAAAUACUUACCGGUCUCAUGGUAAUUAACCGGUAAUUAACCUAAACAUGUUUAGCAUGUCCUGGCUUCUACGCAUAGCCUACAAGCCACUGAUGCGGACCUUUUGAAACAUCUACAUUGUAAAAAGUAUAAUACAUCCAUUUAAUAUAGUCUACACCUUCACAAUAAAUCCAUUAUUUAUUUUAUACAGGUCUAAAGAAACAU